Messenger RNA from Cephus cinctus (wheat stem sawfly), 2181 nucleotides. RefSeq names its product xaa-Pro aminopeptidase 2. Bases 154 to 2130 code for a protein of 658 amino acids. NCBI's taxonomy places the organism in Eukaryota, Metazoa, Arthropoda, Insecta, Hymenoptera, Cephidae. The record is from RefSeq and is a predicted model, not a curated record. The transcript has 13 exons.
UUACGCGAUCUUUACAGUUUGGUUGAUGCAUGCUUACUAGCUAUCACCAUUCAUUGAUAUUAUUUUUGAUGAAAUUAGAUAAGAUUGUGUAGACGCUUCUUAAAGGAGCCUAUCGAAAACAAUUAGAUACUCGUACGACUGUCUGUAGCGAAGAUGGGCACUGUGAGGUUAUCGGUCGUCUGCAAAUUUACUAUAGUAUUUGCUACCGUGGUCAUAUCAAAUGUCUUUGGUGCACCCACUCGUGAAACUAUCAAUUUGGAUGCUCCUGAGAGAUUGGCUCUUCUAAGAAACCAGAUGCAGUUACGUAAUAUCGAUGCGUACAUCAUCACGGACGGUGAUGCUCAUCAGAGUAUCUCUUUCGUGGGUGUAAGAGAUCAAAGAAGACAAUGGCUUUCCGGUUACGUCGGAAGUACCGGGGAUGCAGUAGUAACACUGACGCAAGCUGCACUUUGGACAGACAGUCGAUAUUGGUUACAAGCUGAACAAGAACUAUCUGAUGAUUGGACACUGAUGAAAUCUGGUUUAUCAACGACACCGACAAUCGAAAAUUGGAUAAUCGAAACUUUAUCAUCGAAUGAUUCAGUCGGUGCUGAUCCAGCUUUAAUAACUUAUUUACAGUGGUCAUUAUGGAAUACGACAUUAGCUGCUCGAGGAAUCAAUCUGGUGGCUAUUGAAGAGAAUUUAGUGGAUAAUAUAUGGACUGACCAACCAGAUUUUCCAACAGAUCCAGUUUUCAUUCUUCCUGAUUCAUUUGCCGGUCAAACUCGCCAAGAGAAAAUAGCAAUAAUGCGUGGUGAAAUGUUGUCACGAAAUACCGAUCUUUAUAUUGUGACUGCGUUGGAAGAAAUUGCAUGGUUAACCAAUUUACGUGGUUCUGAUAUACCUUAUUUACCAUUAUUCCGGUCGUACAUGCUUAUCACUAACGAGACCUCAAGAUUAUAUUUGCCGAGUAACAAGCAGACAUCGGGUAUAGUUUCAGUUUUAACGGAAGCAUCGAUCUCCGUCCAUGACUAUGAUGACAUUUGGACGGAUCUUCCAGCAGCUGCAUCAGCUGCUAAUGCAAUUUUGGUACCAGCAGCUUAUAGUUAUGCACUUGGAGUUAGCUAUAAGAUUUAUAAUACGAUGCCUUCGAACAAAAUACAAUUAUUACCAUCUCCUGUACUUUUACGUAAAGACAGAAAAAAUGAUGUGGAGGCUGCAGGCAUGAAACAUGCUCACGUUAAGGAUGCUGUUGCUUUGAUUCAAUUUAUGGGACUUAUUGAGAGAGAAAUGGCUGAGGAUGUUUAUUGGGACGAAUUGAAAGCCGUAGAGACACUGAGCAAACUUCGGACAAAGCAAGCUUAUAAUCGUGGCGACAGUUUUAGUUAUAUAUCAGCAUUUGGACCAAAUUCUGCAUUGCCACAUUAUAUGCCAACUUCUGAGACAAAUUUGCAAAUACUGAAAAACAGCACUUUUAUGUUGGACUCUGGUGGCCAAUAUUAUGAUGGAACUACUGAUGUUACGAGAACAAUACAUUAUGGAAUUCCAACUGAACAACAAAUUGCAUCAUAUACUGCAUUGCUAGUUGGCUGCAUUGACCUAGCCAGUUUAGUAUUCCCAGCAGGAGUGUCUCUUAGAACAUCUGAUAUUCUUAUUCGAGCACCACUUUAUAAAUUGGGUAAAAAUUAUGGACAUGGUAGUACACAUGGUAUCGGUGCCUUCCUUGGAGUUCAUGAAGCUUUUAAUGUUACUUAUGAUCUGAAUUUCUUUGGAUCCCAGGAGCCUGGUUAUUAUCGUGAUAAUGAGUGGGGCAUGCGAUUAGAAAAUAUUGUUACUGUUGUCAAGGCUAAUACUAUGUAUGAGGCUGAUGGAGAGUAUUUUGCUUUCGAUACUGUAACAUUAGUACCUUACGAAAGAAAUUUAAUUGAUGUCAGCAAACUCACUAAUGCGCAGCUUGAAUGGCUGAACAAUUAUCACGAAAGGGUGAGAUCAACCAUUGGUGAUGAAUUGUUGCGACAAGAGGAUCAAGAAACUUAUGAGUGGUUAAUUGAAAAAACAGCAUUGAUAGUAAGAUCUGGAGCAGUUAGUAUCGUUAGCGUUUUUGCUCUUAUAGCGAUUUCCUUAUCAUUUACGAUAUUGGCGGCAUUGUAAAUAAAUGUGGGAGAUUCGAUGUGGUUCUGAAAAUAAAAUUAUUUUAUUAUA